Messenger RNA from Cherax quadricarinatus, 2187 nucleotides. NCBI's taxonomy places the organism in Eukaryota, Metazoa, Arthropoda, Malacostraca, Decapoda, Parastacidae. The record is from RefSeq and is a predicted model, not a curated record.
CCGAGGUCCUGGUGCCAAUGUUCAGGACAGCAGCGGGUACACGGCGCUCCACCAUGCUGCCCUCAAUGGUCAUAAAACAAGGGAGGGGAGACAGCUCUGCACUGCGCGGCGCAGUAUGGCCACACCGAGGCGGCACAGAUGUUGCUGGCUCGAGGGGGUGACCCUAGCGUGCCCAACAUGCAAGCGGAGACUGCGCUUGAUCUAGCGGCGCAGUAUGGCCGACUGCACACCGUGGAGGUGCUGGUGCGGGCGCAGCCGGAGCUCCUGCGGCCGUACACGGUGGCCGCAGCCACUGCUGCAGUCUUCCCGCACACGCCCCUGCAUCGUGCUUCCAGGAACGGUCACAGGGAGGUGGUGAAGUUACUGCUAGCGCACGGCCAUCAUGUUAAUGUACGGACGGGCCAGGGUGCUCCCCUGCAUGAGGCCGCCCUCUGUGGCAAGGUGGAGGUAGUGAAGGUACUGCUGGAGGCUGGUGCUGACCCCGAGGUGAGGGAUGACUGUGGUCAUACUGUGCUUGACACCAUCGCCCUCAUCAACACGCCCAUCACUCAGGAGAUCACCACUCUCAUCAAGUGCCACAACCAGCUCAUCAACUUGGAGGAAGACGAGGGUGAGGAAGGUGCUGGUGAGCCGCCCUCGUGGCCGCCGCCCAUCUGGCCGCCUCCGCCGCCCUCCCUGCCGCCCAUCCCCACGCCCUCGGAACUGGGCUCGCCUUACGAGAAUGUCCUCAUCCCCAUCAUCCUCCACCCAGAGCACGCAGAUGGAGAGAGCAUGUGUAGGUUAUCAGAGAACAGAGCCAGCAGCCGCGCAUCAGACAGAGAGAGUCGGGCUUCCGAUAGAGAGAGCAGGGCUUCGGACAGGGAGAGCCGAGCUUCAGACAGGGAGAGUCGAACGUCGGACCGUGAGAGCCGGAUAUCGGACCGUGACGGGCGAACGUCGGUGGCUAGCCGUGUGUCAGAGGCGACGUCGGACUGGUCCAUCUAUGACGUGCCGCCUCCACCCAAGACAGUGAGUGGCAGUGACAGAGGCUCCCUCUCCUAUCGCAGCCAGACGUCUGAAUGUGGUGACGACGAUGGUCUCUACGAGGUGCCUCCUCCACCUCGCUCCUGCCGCAGCUCUUCUGCCUCGCUCAGGCCCUCUAGGGACUCCCGCCACCUGCGGCCCUCCUCUGACGAGCUCCUGCCGCAGGGGGCGUCCGUGGCCGCAGCCGCCACCAGCCCCGGCAGCACCUCCUCCAGCAGCGCCACCGUCACCAGGCGCACCGCUGCCCCUGCUGGCUCUGACUCCUCCAGCAGUAAGGUAGUAGAACCGUUGCCGCCGCCCAAGCCACCCCGGCGGUCAAUGUGCCCACCCUCCCCGACCCCGGACGCUGAUCAAGAAGCGCCCACCUACGAAACUAUUUACUUUAAGGGUCAAGACCAGUCUGACUACGAGAAUGUGGACGUGCAGCAGCAGCAGCAGCAGCAACAACAACAACAACAGCAUGGUCGAUCACGGUACAGCCAAUCUCACGAUAGUUCUGACUCCGACGAAGAGACUCAUCGUCCCAUGCACGUCCUGCACGCCCACUCCAACAGGAUGUACAGCACUAUAUCGUUCAAGCCUGUGAAGAGUCGCCGCACCUCCAAGCUGAAGGACCCUCACGUUUACGAGAACACUAUCCACCGCUACGAGAACCUUAAGGAACGCUACCAGACUUUCAGAGAGAAGAAGGAUCAUCACCUGCACAACGAGAAUAUCUUCCCGCAGCCACGGCAGGACAAUAUGCGGGAGCACCGCAACGAGAGCCUGCGGGACCGCAACGAAAACCUGCGGGACAAGAUUGCCCUGACGUUGCCUAGGCGGCCGAGAGCUUCGUCAGCGUACGCUAAGAUUGGCUCCAGACUGGACUCUUCCGACGACUCUGAUGGUGAGCAGAGGCCCAGGUCCUUGGAGUUCCGCGAUAGCAAACCCAAGAUGAAGCAGCAGCCCCUGAGCCCCACCCACUACCAGCAGCCGCCCACGCCAGACCACCCGCCGCCCUCAGCACGCCAGGCACAGAUCUCCAUCCACGCCAAGAUGCAGUGCGUCUCCCGCCCACCCGUGAGUACCCGUCCACUCACUCUGCACCCCCACAUGUCUACCCCAACCAUCCUGGUGUUCACUGUUGCUUCUUGUGUCGUAUUAAUGUAAGUUGCUGCACAUCUU